AGCAACAAUAGAAAAGCUUGGCAAGCCGGAGACAGAUUAUCUUGAAUCUAAUUUCUUAACUGAAUUUAGUCUUUAAUUUAUUAUUCAAAUUGUUCUGUUUAUUGAUUAAAUUUUGAUAAUGACGUCUAAUAACUAUUAUGGUUUCGCCCAUGGUGGGAAUACGUACGGCUCUGGAUAUCUAAGUACACCGAAUGUAGCUCAAGCUGGAUUUGGACAUGGCCCAGUUGCUUCUUCUUAUACUGCUACACAACGAGCAUCAUCUUAUGAUCAGGGCUUCGCAACUACAGGGGCAACCAUGGCUGCCAAUUAUGGCUAUGCUCGACCUCAAGUUGGUCAUUCUCGAUCUUUUUUUCAGGCUCCUGCUGCUGUUGCUUACACUCAAGAUGCUAAUCAAUAUUCCGCUGCAAAUGCAACUACUACUAUGUAUCCUUAUACUGCUAGUUCAACUUCAUAUACGAACACAUACAAUUCAGUAGUCACAAAUUAUGCGGCUUCUGCCCUUUAUAGUCAACAGUCAACAGUGGCUCAACAUGAUAAUACUUCGACGGCUGCUUAUCCCUCAAACAAGCAAGGAAAUUGGAAUUUUAAGAAAACUCUUAAGACUAAUAAAAUGAAAACAGCACCUAAAGUUCAACAGCUCCAUUAUUGUGAGGUUUGUAAAAUUAGCUGUGCCGGUCCACAAACAUACAAGGAGCAUUUGGAUGGACAAAGGCACAAGAAAAAAGAAGCCCAGAUGAAAACUGGUGCUGCAAUCACACCUAAUAAAAGGGGGCAGCCGGUUGGUGUCUCACUUCGAUGUGGGCUCUGUGAUGUAACUUGCACUGGCAAUGAUGCAUAUGCUGCUCACAUCAGAGGCUCUAAACAUCAAAAAGUAUUGAAACUUCAUACUAGACUAGGUAAACCAAUUCCUUCUUCUGAUCCUGUUGUAUUAUCACAAAAAUCUGGAUUGAAUAAAACAUCAGAGGUCUCCAUUCCUCAAAUGCCGGCCACAACUGGAAAAAUUAAAGUAUUAGGUACUCCUAAGAUCAAUUUUCUCAGUGGUGGACGUCUUCAUACUACUAGUAGUGCAUCUGAAAAUGAACCACAGCCUUUGCAAGAAGAUUCAAUGCCCCAAGAAACUACUUUCCAACCUAUGCCUCCCCCUUCUACUCCUUCUGCUGUCUCGUCUCAAUUUGAAUCAACGAGUUCUCUUAAUUCUUCAUAUAUUGCCUCAGCAGAAUCUAACCUUAUGGAUCAAGAUAAAAAUGACUCGCAACCUGUUGGACAAGAUUACGUUGAAGAAAUUAAAAGUGAUGAUAGUAAAGCAGUUAGCUUCCACUGUAAACUUUGUGAUUGUCGCUUCAAUGAUCCAAAUGCUAAAGAAAUGCACUUGAAGGGAAGGCGUCACAGAUUACAGUAUAAAAAGAAAGUAGACCCCAAUUUAGUCGUAGACAUUAAACCAAGUUUAAAACAAAGAAAGAUUCAAGAAACCAAAGAUAGAAGAUAUUUCCAUAAUAAACAAAGAGACCAUUACUGGAAUGACGGUUGGUACCCACCGCCUAAUCGAGGAGGUGGAGUAGGUGUCGGAGUUGGCGGUGGAGGCUAUGGCUAUGAUAACCGUCAUAUGCCUCCGCCUCCUCCACCACCACACAUGAUGCCCUUGUCUGGCUUUAGUGGUCCAGUUGGACCUGGUCCAAUGAUGGGCCCAGCACCAUUCAGAGGUAGAAGUGGACAUUCUGGAGGUUCAUGGGAUGAUAAUCAUUUGAUCCAGAAACACUCCGAGAUUUGUCCAUCUGAGAGUGAAUUAGAUGAAAUCCAUCAUGUUGUAAUGGUAACUGAAAGAGCUCUGGCUGGAGUCUAUGAUAAAUUGUCUAAGGAGGAUUCGCAAGCUGCUAUGAAUGAGGUUAUUAAAAAAGAAUUCCGUGAAGAAAUAUCCAACUUACCUGGUGAUCAAACUACCACAUCUAGUGAAUCAGUUACCAACAAUCCAAUGAAUCAAGAGACUGCUGGAACUGAUGAAAAUCCUGAAAACUCUAAGCAAUUAGACGAUAAUUUAAGUUAUAAUAAAGCAGAAAAGACAACGAAUGGACAAAAUUCGGAAACAAAUGAGAAAAACGACGAUGUACAAUCUAAUAGAAUGUUGCGAGGACUAAUGAGGAUCGGACCAUUAGCCAAAAAUUUACUUUUAUCUGGUGAUAGAGAAGUUGAUCUAGUUAUUGUAUGUUCAGACAAACCAACUGUACAGUUAGUUCAAAGAGUAGUGGAACAUUUACCAAAACAACUUGAGGAGGUGAACCCCUCUGAUAAAUUCGAGAUUCAAGUCAAAUUAGCUGAAGCUAUGAUUUCUGUUAUGUCAACUUCGGAGCCACAAAUUACUGUUAAUGUUUCCUUUACUUCACCUUCAAUCAGGGACAAUAGCGUAUCGGAUGGAGCUCCUGCGGAGAUGGUUAAAGAACCGAAGCAAAUGUUGGACAGGCAAAAAUGCCUAAAUGCAUUGGCUGCACUUCGCCAUGCUAAGUGGUACCAGGCUAGAGUGGCUAAUUUACAUCCAUGCCCAAUGACCAUACGAUUGAUUCGAGAUCUUUGUAGGAGAUUACCAACUUGGUCAAAACUUGAUCUCUGGGCUGUCGAGUUACUUUGUGAACGAGUAAUUUCAAGUGCUGGAGAACAAUUAAAUCCUGGAGAAGCAUUCAGACACGUCUUAGAAGCUAUUGCUUCAGGGCUGUUAUUACCUGGAGGAGCUGGAUUAAUGGAUCCUUGUGAAAAAGAACCAACCGAUGCACUUGCUAAUCUAACUAGACAAGAACGAGAGGAUAUCACCUCUUCAGCGCAACACGCUUUGCGAUUAAUCGCUUUCAGACAAAUACACAAAAUAUUGGGUGUUGAACCAAUGCAACCAAGACCUAGAAAACGAAGAUUGGAUUCUGGAACUGAAGAGUCAAAUGCUCAGGAGGGCGACAAUGACAAUAAAAAAGAUAAAAAAGAAACCACUUGGACUGAAGAAGACGGGUUAUCCUCAGUUAAUGAUGAAAAUUCUCAAAAAUUACCUAAAACGGAACCUACAAAUGAAAAUUCAUCAGACACAACGUCAACAAUAUGACCAAGAUAAAUAUUGUUGGCUUUGCCAACUUCUUCACAUUUCUUAUUGAUUCUUUAUUAUCACCUUUACUUGUUCUGUUUUCCUUAUUACCCUAAUUUUCCUUUCUUACUCAAAAGCGCCCCUUUCUCACCCAGAGAAAAAAACUCACUUUUUUGAUCUGUCGCAUUAUUAAAUAAGACUAGACUGAUAUCACAAUGAUCUACUGAACAUAAUCAUUCUUGUCAAUUCAUAAUAAAGGAUACGAUACUGGAGCGAAAUAAAGAUUGUAAUGAUUAAGUCUGAAAAA
Molecule: messenger RNA, 3365 nt
Organism: Tetranychus urticae (two-spotted spider mite)
Lineage: Eukaryota; Metazoa; Arthropoda; Arachnida; Trombidiformes; Tetranychidae
Product: zinc finger RNA-binding protein
Cellular component (GO): precatalytic spliceosome
Molecular function (GO): double-stranded RNA binding; single-stranded RNA binding; zinc ion binding
Source: RefSeq, a predicted model, not a curated record